CGUGUGUUGAGAUUAAACGGGCGGCUCCUCUACCACGAGCUGACCCUGGCUGAGAUGGGUGACCGAGAUGAUUAUCUGUAGUUUACAGUCACUGGAAACCGCUUGAAUUUCCUGACAGAGUCGAGGUGCAGCUCACAGUUUCACAUUGUCCGCAGAGUCGCCGCGGAAAAAAUGGCGAUGAUUUUAGGGUUGCUCUUUCUGUGCAUGCUCCAAGCUGCAAUCUCUCAGGAUCUGACAGUUCGGGGGCCGAGACCAGUACCUGGGCGAGGGGACAGCCCAGGACCGACUCCUCCUCCUUUCGAGCCCUUACCAAGACCUCAAGGUUGUGACACUGGGAUAAUUGAAUGUCCUAUCAAGCUGUUUUUCACCCUGGACACCUCAGAGAGUAUUGCCUUACAGGAGUCCCCACCUGGGAGCCUGGUGAAAAAAGUCAUGGAGUUCACCAAGAUAUUUGUCCAAAAGCUGGAUGAUGAGAAGUACAGGGGUCAGAUCCAGAUCUCCUGGUCAAUAGGAGGCUUGAAUUUCUCCGACACGCAGCAUGUCUUCAGCCAGUUUACUACAAAGGAGAAUUUCAUCAGGAACCUUAACGGGAUUAUAUACAAGGGUAAAGGCACCUACACCGACUGCGCCAUCAGGAGAAUGACUCACCAUAUGACCACCCACUACUCACAGACGAAGGCCGUCCUCUUUUCUGUGGUCAUUACCGACGGGCAUGUGACAGCAGAGAAAUGUGGAGGGGUAAAGGCUGAGGCAGAGAAAGCCCGCGAUAAAGGGAUCCAGAUUUUCUCCGUGGCAGCGUCCAGGAGCAUCGAUGAACUGGGGUUGAGGGAUAUAGCCGGCUCUCCCACUGAACUUUACCGAGAUGACUACAUUGUUGUGGACAUCGCUGAUGGGAAACCAGAGAUAAAGACCGAGUCCAUCGAUCGUAUCAUAAAAGUCAUGAAACAUCAAGCCUACUUACAGUGUUUUGAAUAUAAAUGCUUUCAAACUCCUGGGAUCGAUGGACCAAAAGGGCCAAUAGGUCCAAAAGGUAUGAAAGGAGACAGAGGUCAAACUGGGCCAAACGGUGUAAAGGGUCAACCGGGCGAUCCUGGCAUUGAAGGUCCAAUCGGACAACCUGGUCCAAAGGGAGAGAUUGGUUCAAAUGGUGACAAGGGGGAAAUCGGAACAGGUGGAGCAAAGGGAGUGGCAGGAGUUACUGGCAUGAAUGGAACUGAUGGUCAAAAGGGUAAAAUGGGCCGAAUCGGAGCUCCUGGUUGCAAAGGUGAUUCAGGUGACAAGGGACCGGAUGGUUACAAUGGAGAUGUUGGUGACACUGGGCCACCUGGUGACAACGGAGCAAAGGGUGACUCAGGACUUGCUGGAAAGUCGGGUCCCACUGGCCCUAGAGGUGACACAGGACCAAAGGGUGAAGAUGGAAAUGCUGGAAAUCCAGGACCGCCUGGAGAAAAGGGACCUCGGGGGACUCCUGGCACACGUGGACCAAGAGGCGAAGGGGGAAGGAGAGGAGACCCUGGAACAAAAGGAGGACAGGGUACUGGUGGGCUAAAAGGAGAGAAGGGAGAGCGAGGGCUGGAGGGACUCAGAGGCCGGCCAGGAGAAGAUGGACUCAAGGGCGCAAAGGGAGAUCUAGGACUCCCGGGACCGAGGGGUCAGCCCGGAGAAACAGGCGGUCCCGGAGGAAAUGGCAGCAUUGGAAAUACCGGAGAUCCAGGACCAAGGGGAGACUCUGGGAGCCCUGGACCAAAAGGUGACAACGGAAGAACAGGAUUCAACUACCCUGGAUCGAGAGGAUCUACUGGAGACAGAGGGGAUCCCGGUAGAAGAGGUCCCAGGGGGGGAAGAGGUGAUUGUGGUGCCAAAGGAGAACUUGGAAACAAAGGAUCACCAGGAGGGCCUGGGGAACCAGGUCAGCUGGGUGAGCCAGGAAAGAGAGGACCCAGAGGAGACGCUGGAUCUGAUGGCGAUCCAGGACCAGUGGGCGAUUCUGGGCUCAAUGAAUGUGAUGUCAUGACCUACAUCAGGGAGACGUGUGGUUGUUGUGACUGUGAGAAGCACUGUGGACCUCUGGACAUUGUAUUUGUAAUUGAUAGCUCAGAGAGUGUGGGACUGACAAACUUCACCCUGGAAAAGAAUUUUGUCAUCAACACCAUCAACAGGCUGGGAUCUAUGGCCAACGACCCAGCGUCAUUAACCGGCACAAGAGUCGGAGUUGUACAAUUUAGUCACAACGGGACCUUUGAAGCCAUUCGUCUCAAUGACCCCAAGAUCAACUCCAUGUCUGCUUUUAAAACAGCAGUGAAGAGCCUACAGUGGAUUGCUGGGGGCACCUUCACACCCUCAGCCCUCAAGUUCGCCUACGACAACCUUAUCAGAGACGGCAAGCGAGCCCAGGCUAAAGUAUCUGUGGUGGUGAUCACAGAUGGCCGCUAUGACCCGCGCGACAAUGAGAAUCUGCUGCAGUACCUUUGCAACGAUGACGAUGUGGUGGUGAAUGCGAUUGGGAUUGGUGACAUGUUUGAGAAGAGACAGGAUAAUGAGAUCCUGGGCUCGAUUGCGUGCAACAAGAAGGAACGCGUCACUGGGAUGAGGCGUUACGCUGACUUGGUGGCUGAGGACUUUAUACAGACGAUGGAGACUGUGCUUUGUCCCAAUCCUGUGGUUGUGUGCCCUGAUCUUCCCUGUAAAAGAGAACCUGAUGUAGCUCCGUGUGUCCAGCGGCCGGUGGAUUUGGUAUUUUUAUUGGAUGGCUCAGAGCGCCUGGGGAUGGAGAACUUCCGGUAUGUCCGUGAAUUUCUGCAAAAAGCGGCAGACCGACUGGGUCUGGCUGCGGGCAAGAAUGAUCGAAUGCGAGCUCGCUUGGCACUGAUAGAGUUUGGUAAGGAGAACGAGAACCUCGUGGCCUUCCCUCUCACUCACGACCCUGCUGUAAUCGCUGAUGGCAUAGCACACUUGAGAUAUAUGGAUUCUUCUUCAAGUGUAGGGCCGGCCAUCAUCCACACCAUCGACACAGUCUUGGGUAAAGGAAAUGCUCGCCUGACGAGACGCAACACAGAGGUCUCAUUUGUAUUCAUCACAGACGGCGUCACUGACAGCAAAAACCUGGACGAGGCCAUUAGUGCGAUGCGCAGCGCACAGGUCGUCUCCACAGUGGUAACCACAAGAAGUGACGUUGACCAAAAAGUCCUCAUGAAGCUGGCCAUGGACGACCAGGACGCCAUCUUUAAAGUAAAAGACUUUGCGGAUAUGUCCCAGUCCAGUUUGUUUGACCGUUUCAUCCAGUGGGUGUGUUAAAGUGCGGCCACAUUUAGGCAAAAGUCAUUCUGGUGCUACUGCUGUUUAUCUAGCAUUUUAAUAUAAGAUACAGGUUUACUCGAUUCUACUUUGCACUGUUCAAUUAUCAAAUGACAACAUGGCCAUUGUGUUUUACUACAUUUGUCAGGAAAACUGUAUUAAUUUGCAAUAUUUUGUUAUAUAUUAAAAAAAUCUGUACGUGGAGCAUUCAUCAUCAACCAUUAAGCUUUAAGAUAUUAAACCUGCAGUUUAUUGGACAA
Messenger RNA from Eleginops maclovinus (Patagonian blennie), 3554 nucleotides. Its product is annotated as collagen alpha-2(VI) chain-like. The transcript is spliced from 28 exons. Bases 172 to 3294 code for a protein of 1040 amino acids. Gene Ontology annotation, cellular component: extracellular matrix. The record is from RefSeq and is a predicted model, not a curated record. Lineage: Eukaryota; Metazoa; Chordata; Actinopteri; Perciformes; Eleginopidae.